UCUUGUCUUUAUGUGAUUCCCAGCGUGUCCACAUCAAUCCACACAAAAGCGUGACAUACUUCAGACCCGAAGAUCAUCAUCAUAUCAGCGCUUUCUAUCUCUACUCGGCCCCAUAUCUCUUCUUCAUAGCAAAGAAUGCAAAAUCAGACAAGAGAGAAUUUUGCCAAGGGACCAAAUUCAGUGCUUGUGUGCGCGCUUGUGUGUGCCUGAGCGCGCACGUGUUUAUAUCAAUGCGCAACGCUUCAGUGCGCUCUCUGAAGGGGAUAAGUGGGAGUGGGAGAGGAGAGGGGCGCCAGUACGGAGGAAGACACAGUCGGAUAACUUGCUCGUCUUGUGGUCACCUAAAAUAACGAAAGCACACCGUUACAGAGGUCCACUGCACCUGCUGCAACGCGCUGCCACGAACCACAAACAUCCUCCUCCAUGUCCAGCGGUUUAACGAUGGAUCACACUUUCCUGCCUCGGUCCAUCUGGACCGGUGACAGUAAAUUCCUCCAGCAUCCAGCGGACCUCUACACCAGUGUGGUCGUUACGCGCAGCAUCCCUGCAGGCACGUGCUUUGGUCCAUGUGUGCUCCAACACACUUUCUACGACACCAUCGCCUUCAUAGCGCAGAAAUCCUGCGACAAGAGAGCGAAAUCCUACGUGUUCAGGGUGGACCCUGAGGCUAUGCGUAAUUCUGCGUUGGUGCUUUCCUGGCUGCGCCUGGUGCAGGCUGCGCGCAAUGAAGAGGAGCAGAACACUGAGGCUUUUCUGAAAGCGGGUCAACUGUAUGUGCGGACCACCCGAGACAUCCGGCAGGAGGAAGAGCUGCUGGUGUGGUACGACCAGGAGCUGUCUCACCUACUGGGAUUCACAGACAUGAUCAGAGGAUCAAGUGAAGAGUUCAAAUGUGGAAAAUGUAACCAGGUCUUCAAGAAUGAGUAUCCAUAUCUGGCUCACUGCCGAUUCCUGUGCACCCAAGUAAAGAGUGACACUUGGAGCCGCGAGGUUUACGAGCACAAGCAUGUGGAAAUUAAGAGGCAACAUCGAGUUACAGAUUUUCACAACAUCGCCAGAGAUUUGGAACACAAAAAGUCUGGCAGCAACGAGGACACAGAGAUUCCACCCAAGAAAAGGAAAUACGAGGAAACUCUAUAUCUCAAAGGGCGUAAACCAGUUCUGUUAGAAAAAACAAAUAUUUCAAAUGAUGGUAACAUUACGCAGCUAAGCAGGGGCCAAGAUCAGGCAGCAGGAAAUGCAUCUGGCUCUACAGGGAAGUUGAAAGCUGAUAGGAUCAAACCGGAUGAUUUGGGAUGUAAGAAUGAUGCUUUUGGUGAGGUGGGAGAACCCAAAGGGACUUUUACGCACGACAGAGAGAUGGACACAGAGUCGGAGACAGGAGAGAGCUCUGGUGUGCGCUCAAGCAGCAGAAGCGCGUUUUCUCCAGUCCUGUCCAACAGUCAAAGCGAGCAGAAAAGUGCUUUUUGUAAACCGAGCACAAGAACUUCUCCAAGUGAGCCACCGGCACAUCUCAGCAGCGCAACAACAGCCCCCUCUAGCCGCUUAGAGGAGAUGAGUGAUGCUUUCACCUCCAGGACUGUUAUGGGAUACAACAAUCUGUUGGCAUCCAACAUCCUGAGCGGUGAUUUACAGACUGUGCCCUCCCCGGUGACAUUAAACAGCGCUUUCCAUUACGCACCGGAGCACUGGUCCAGGAACAUUGGCGCUCAGCUCCAGACCACCUCUUCUCUCACCAUCCUUCCGCCGACUUUCACCUCUUUCGGCGUGUCGGUGCAGAACUGGUGCGCCAAAUGCAACCUGUCCUUCCGCAUGACCUCCGACCUCGUUUUCCACAUGCGCUCUCAUCAUAAGAAGGAGUUCGCAGCGGAGUCCCAGGUGAGGAGGAGGCGGGAGGAGAAACUCACCUGCCCCAUCUGCCACGAAUACUUCCGAGAGCGCCACCACCUGUCCAGACACAUGACCUCUCAUAACUGAGACAACAAAGGACAGAAAAAAAACUAUAUUUAUUUCCCAAAUGAUGCGUAGAGCGUCGUCUAUAUUUAACAGAUUUAGAUUCACGGCAAGACUUCGUAACAGUGAAUGUAGGUAGCUGUAAAGAAAAUAGCAAGUGGCCAUCACAGCCUGUCCACUAGAUGACGAUAGAGGUACGUGGAAGCUGAUCUCACUGCAGUUUGUUGUCUGUCCUUCAGUCCUGUAUGUUAGGUUGAUGCUUAUUUUGUGCCUUAUGGAACUCAGGAUGGAAUAAAAUGACGGAGAGAUCUCGAGGACAGCUCAUGAUUGUCAUAAAUAUCUCGACGCAAUCCUCUUAUUUAUCAGCUUAUCUCUGCUUUGUACAUGCGAUAUGGAUUGAGUGUGUUUGCACAUUCAUUUUCAAAUUUAAAACUAUCAAAA
Messenger RNA from Thunnus maccoyii (southern bluefin tuna), 2394 nucleotides. RefSeq names its product PR domain containing 8 (gene znf488). The transcript has 4 exons. NCBI's taxonomy places the organism in Eukaryota, Metazoa, Chordata, Actinopteri, Scombriformes, Scombridae. Gene Ontology annotation, molecular function: protein binding. The coding region runs from base 424 to 1977 and encodes 517 amino acids. Gene Ontology annotation, cellular component: nucleus. The record is from RefSeq and is a predicted model, not a curated record. Gene Ontology annotation, biological process: regulation of DNA-templated transcription.